Vicia villosa (hairy vetch) is the source of this 680-nucleotide messenger RNA. RefSeq names its product nonsense-mediated mRNA decay protein 2. The record is from RefSeq and is a predicted model, not a curated record. The coding region runs from base 194 to 550 and encodes 118 amino acids. The transcript has a single exon. Lineage: Eukaryota; Viridiplantae; Streptophyta; Magnoliopsida; Fabales; Fabaceae.
CUCCUUUAAUUAUAAUGACUAAUGAAAUAUACUUGCUAUAGUCCCAUCUAAGCUUUUGAAUCAUUUUCUUUGUCACUUUCACAAAAAAGUAUCAAACAAGUUAAUUAAUAAUACUAGUACUAUUGUUUUUUUUUUAAUAUUUCAAUACUAUUUAUUGUAUUGGUUCUAUGCACAGUUUCAGGUUCAUUCUAAAAUGGACUUGAAAGAUUCUCAUGAAUUUGAUAAGGUUCCUUCUCAUAUGCUUAUUGAAGCCACUGGUGAUUCUGAAGAUGAUUCUAAUGAUUCAACAAUAGAUGAAUUUGGUUAUGAUGAUGAUGAUGAUGAUGCUGAAUCUUGUUGCCAUGAUAAUGCUGCUGAAUUCAAGGUAUGUAAGUCUGAAGAUGAAGAAGUGAAAAAAAGUGAUGUUUAUGGUUCUUCAUAUAUUGAAGAUGAUGAUAUUCAAGAACAGAAGAAUUACAAGUCAUAUGUUUCUGAUGAUUCUUCUGAUCAAAAGUUCUUAGAUGAGAUGGAAAAGAACAGGCUUUUCUGGGAAGCUUGUUUGGCAUCUUGAUUGUAUUGUUAUUUUAUUUUAUUUCUUUAUGAAUCACUUUUAUGGACUUCUCAUAAUCACUUAGAGGCAAAGAAUCACUUUUAUGGAUUUCUCAUAAUCACUUAGAGGCAUAGAAUCACUUUUGAUGAAA